AUGGGCAGCACUCAUUCCGCUGUAAAAGUGAAGAGCGUAGAGGACUCGACCAGCCCGGCAAGUCCUGGUAUUUUCUGCACUCCCCUUCCCGGUUUCAUAAACAAAAUCCAGGGAAUCCUGCUCCGCAAAUUGAGCAUUUCGGCCAGGAAGCAAAAGCGACUGAGCAAGCGAUCCAAGCAAAUCCUACGGCCCAUGCCCCGCUGCUCGUCCUUCGGAUCCUGCGGCACCCUGCUGACGCCCACCAAGAAGUCCGGAUCCACUCUAGCCGAUCGCCGAUAUGCCCAGUGGAAGUGCAGUUUCGAGCACUUGGCCCAAAAGCAGCAGCGACUCCACGACAUCAGUGAGGCAUUCACUGGACAGACCACGCCCCGCGGCUUCCCCUCCCACACGGAUCCCAAGCGAUGCCUGCUUCCCGAGGAGUCCGCUCUGCCGGAGUCGCCACUCUACGACAUGGUCGGUGGCCAGAAGAUCCGUCGCCGUCUGAGCCUGCGCAGCCACGCCCCCGUGCGACGCCCAUCCGCCCGCCAGAAGGCCGACCUGGCCAAGGUCGAUGCCCAGUUCCAGCGAGAUCUUCGCGAUCUGGAGGAGUACUACGGCGGCUUUCACUUUGCCCAGCGCCGCGAACGACUGGUGAAGAUCUAG
Messenger RNA from Drosophila subpulchrella, 642 nucleotides. It is a transcript of the gene nullo, whose product is annotated as protein nullo. The transcript has a single exon. Lineage: Eukaryota; Metazoa; Arthropoda; Insecta; Diptera; Drosophilidae. The record is from RefSeq and is a predicted model, not a curated record. Bases 1 to 642 code for a protein of 213 amino acids.